CUCAUUUCAUCUCAAGUACUAGCUGAUUAUUAAAAAACUGAGCAGAACCAACCAACAUGUACUAAGUACAGGUAGAGAGAUUGAAGCAGUAAAACAAAAGUUGAAAAUAAGGUUACCUGGAAUGCAAAGGUGAAUUAUGAAGAUUUGAAUCAAAACAAAUUGAUUGCAGCUACCCUUCAAGGUUUUUGUAACCAUCGGCACAAUUUUGUAGACAGGAUAACGUGCCCUUUGCACCACUAAAUAUUAUCCAUAAUGCUGGUGCUACUUCAUUUCUAUAUGCUGCUUCAGACCAUUUUAUGCUUCUGGCAAGUUUUUCUAUAUAAAUGUACUGCAGAUGUAACUUCAUGCAUAUUUAACCAUGUACGCCAAACAUUAAUAUAUUUGUAUCACCAGUUUCUCCCACGAAUAACUAGCCGAGAACACGGCUUUUCUCAACCUGUACUUCAAAACCUACAGUUAAUUCACGGAGAUAUUCCAAGAUACCUGUCAAUUAUGUUGGAAUAAUCAAUAGAAUGCUCUUGGAAUAUCAAUAAGACUGCAUUCAAAUUCUCUGACAGUAGUUAGGGACCAUGUUGUAUUCUAGACUGUUUAUCUGUCUGGGGGGAACUGGUGCAUAAUUGAUUACAUUAAUGUAAUUUUUAUCAUAACUGAUGAUAAUGGUGUUGUGUCCUUACACCUGCAACCAGAUUUUCUUAAAAGUAUUGUGCUCAGUACCUUUGAAGUGGCGUAAACUAUUUUUGACCAAGGCAAGCUACAACCUACAUGUAUGAUGUACAAAUCUGAAGGAAUCCAGAUCACUUGACUACAAAACGUGUCAAAAUGUUAGAAUACAGUCCCAAUGUCAUCAAAAGACUCAUUGCAAUUACAUCAUAAAAUUCUGCUGGGCUCAAUGGUAGAAUUUGAUUUCAAAGUUGCAUCACUACAGGUUGUAUUAGAAAACCCUUACCUGAAUAGUGCCCCCUAUUCGAGGUCUUUAUUAAACAUUUAUUCAAACUGAGUGCAUGUAUUUGAAAAGUACAAUUUGUUAGCUUUGCAAAACAGCAAACCCUAAUUUGGUAAUUCAGUAAUUGCAAAAUGACUGAGUUGUGUCUAAUCACUUUUUCCACUUGUAACCCGGACAGGCUGUCUUAUGCGCACACUCUACAGUGUGGUCUAUUGGACUGGUCUUUAAUUUCCACACUUGUUGGUUGUUACAUUGUCAGUCAUAACAUUAAACAGAUCUUUCAAGUCUUGAAAGAUCAAAAAUGAUUUUAUCGCAUACAAAACAUGCCAUUCUCACUGAUCAAAACUUGGCAUAGUAAUGUUGAACGCUCAAAAUAAGUGUGCAUAAUAAAGGCCUCAAAUUGGGGGAUGCCAUGAUCAGGGUCCAGAUGUUUCUGUGACAUCCUGUAGGAUUCACUUUGCUUGCCCAAACCGGAAUUUUGUUCUCUAUGGCAAUUUCAUGUAGCUUAUUACUAUGUUAUUGAAAACUUUAUUGAGCAUAUUGUCGUUUGUUAUUUUUAGCACACUUGCCAUACCAACCAAGAUACAGGCUGUACAGGCAGAGAGAUUGAAAGGUUGCAAUCAAAGUAAUAUCCAAGAAGGACGCUCCAAGCGAAUAUAUCAGCAAGUUCAUGCCGCGUGAGAUCGAUGCACUCCGGGUGACGUACAAGCAUCCUCAUUUGAUUCAACUGUACGAGGUUUUCCGUUCAGAGACCCGCAUAUACUUAGUGAUGGAGUAUGCCCCCAACGGCGACAUUCUGUCCUACAUCAACGAGUGCGUGUUGGAGACGGGAUGUGCCGUCAAAGAAGAGACGGCCCGACGACUGUUCAAGCAAACCAUCAGCGGGGUGUCGCACUGCCAUCAACUGAACGUUGUUCACAGAGAUCUGAAAUGUGAAAACAUACUGCUCGACGAAAACGACAAUGUCAAGAUAUCAGAUUUUGGUUUCGCCUGUCGUUUUCCUACAAAUCGGUGCAACAUGCUUUCCACGUUUUGCGGCUCGUAUGCCUAUGCGGCGCCUGAGAUACUCUCGGCCAAGAAUUACGACGGCAAACUAGCUGAUAUCUGGAGUCUAGGAGUGGUACUGUACGCCUUGGUUAAUGGUCGCCUUCCCUUCAACGACCAGAACCUGAACACACUGCUGGAGCAGACACGCCGAAAAUUGAACUUUCAGCCCUGGGUAUCAGUCGAAUGUGUUGAUCUCAUCCGCAAACUUUUACGCACCCGACCGCUGACCCGACUGCGCAUGCAUGAGAUAAUCACUCACCCGUGGGUCCGAAAACACCUCAAUAUCAAGAAGGUGGCACCAUUCACUUCAAGCCAGGCCUUUCUGAAAGUGAUUCAAGAAAGUUCCGAAGAAAAUUAUUCAGACAGCAGGCAGGAGAGUAAGCAAGAGAAGUUCACGGAACCGAAGCUAAUGCUCAAACCCAACGGGGAAACAGUCCGGUUCGAUAGCAAGCUGGAUAAAAAGUCUGACAAGGCAAAAGGAAAGGAGAGUCAAGCAAGCAAGCCACAUACACAAAGUCAAACUGGCCAGAAAGUUGCCGGCUCUCCCCUGCGUCCAAACUUCAAGAGUGCAAAGUCGGACGUGAUGCCGGGAUCUGGGACGAGUCUCCAGCACAAGCCGGGACCCACCAGGGCAGCCGACAGUUCCCGCAUGAGAAAUCUAUACCGCCGCAUCCUCAGGCCAUCUCUGGGGACCGAGUACGUCUUCGAGAUCGUCGAAAAUGAGCAUGAGAAAGAGCAGCUGCUGCAGAAGCGACUGCAGUCCAAUAUGCGAGGGAAGCCGUCUCCAUCCAAGACGCCUCGGCUGGGAGUCAGGAGGAGGGCCAAGGUAGAAGCUUCAGCAGUCCCGCCUCACGACGCUAUCUCCUCCCCCUCCCCACGACUCACCAAGGCAUACACCCCAAGCAAGACCCCCAACAAGAUCAAGUCAGACACGGCAGAUGACACUGACAGCCUUGCAGGCUAUGCAACCACUCUGAUACCAGUCAACGUCAAAGAGAAGACCUUCUUGAGGACACGAGGAGGUACUCCGGAGAGAGAGUCCAGAACCCGCAUAAGCUACCGCCUGGGACUGUCCCCAACCCCGACCCCAGCCGGUCACGCAGAUGCCAAGAUUUCUCCCAGUGACAGGAAGAAGCACUCCCAGAGUGAGCCUGCCAGCUGGAAGAGAGGUAAAGCAAAGGCCUCUGAUUUCAUAAAUGUGCAUGGGAAGACGGAGCUCUGGAAGCAGGCGCUGAGCGGCACCCUUCAGAAGGAAGUCGUCAAGAAUGACCUUAGGCUGGAGUCUCCUAGCCCCAGAGCCAGCCCCGUGGCAGCCUUGACCGUGAGUAACGGCAGUAGUAGUGGCAAGUACAAAGCCAAGAUGCGAAUUCUAGCGAGGAGGAACCUCCUGCACAGCAUCAUGCUGAAACCAGACCCUGAGGUGCGUGCCAGUGAAAUUCUCAACCAACUGCAAAAUAACCUACCAAGACUCAACGAUGCAGCCGCCUAGUAAAGUCGAAAAUGCACAAGGGUUAGGCAUAAAAUAAUAUUUACUGGGGAGAAGGGCAGGGAAGAACACGGAAGCGUUCAAGGAACUUGUGGGGAUUUCAUAAGAGUAUGAAUUGAUGACAUUUGGUACCUGGUCUAUGAACAAGAACACAUUCACUACUAUGUUCGACCAGACAUUUUGUUUGACAGUAGGUAAGUUUAUACAGACUAGUAAAACCUUUCAGCGGGCAUUUAUGGACAGCCACAUGACACAACUUAAGGGAACCCAAUUGAUGUUCCUAACUGGGUCAUUUGCACUACAUGGCAGACAGAGAUGUAUACAACUUGAUGUAAUCCAACAGUAUUGUUCUGUAUACAAGCUGCUGUAUACAAGAACAACCUUUAACAAAUCUUACAGUGCAGCAAAAGAAACUUGUACAUGUAUGCUGUAAACAGAUGAUAUUAAGAAGACUUUAGUAAUAAAUCUCAAACAGGGUUACCUUUUUAAUGAGCGACUGAAGAAGUUUCCUUUUAUACACAGUGUGGGCAGAGAUCAGUAUUAGAUAUUUCUUUGAUGUGAAGUCAUUGAAUUGUUUUACCCUUUAGCAAGGACGUUACUUUAAUCACAGGGUUGGAUUAGAUUUAUUUUCCAUACGUUUAGCAAAAACCAAACAGAACUUGA
Messenger RNA from Acanthaster planci (crown-of-thorns starfish), 4139 nucleotides. RefSeq lists its product as uncharacterized. The record is from RefSeq and is a predicted model, not a curated record. Gene Ontology annotation, biological process: intracellular signal transduction; protein phosphorylation; microtubule cytoskeleton organization. Lineage: Eukaryota; Metazoa; Echinodermata; Asteroidea; Valvatida; Acanthasteridae. Gene Ontology annotation, cellular component: cytoplasm. Gene Ontology annotation, molecular function: tau-protein kinase activity; ATP binding.